This is a messenger RNA of Dromaius novaehollandiae (emu), 2285 nucleotides long. RefSeq names its product mutY DNA glycosylase (gene MUTYH). The coding region runs from base 122 to 1660 and encodes 512 amino acids. NCBI's taxonomy places the organism in Eukaryota, Metazoa, Chordata, Aves, Casuariiformes, Dromaiidae. The transcript has 15 exons. Gene Ontology annotation, biological process: base-excision repair; mismatch repair. Gene Ontology annotation, molecular function: adenine/guanine mispair binding; oxidized purine DNA binding; 4 iron, 4 sulfur cluster binding. The record is from RefSeq and is a predicted model, not a curated record. Gene Ontology annotation, cellular component: nucleus.
CACGCGCGGGGGCGGGGCGGCGGAAAGGAAACAUUUUCCCGGGAAAGUGUCACGUGGCUCCGUGCGGGGCGCGGGUCCCACUCUGUCCCCGGGCUGCCCCUGCUGCAGCCCCGGCCCGGGCAUGAGCCAGCUGCGGGCGGCGGCGGCGGCUGCCCGGGGGCUCCGACGGAGCCGCGCGGUCCGGUCCCCGGAGAAGAGCCGGAAGGGCGCCGCGCCCCGCGGAGGGGGCCCUGCUCCGGCACCCGCUCAGCCGCCCGCGCGGCACCUCUUCAGCGAUGCAGCCGAGAUCGAGGCCUUGCGCAGGAACCUGCUCGCUUGGUACGACAAAUGCAAGCGGGACCUUCCCUGGAGGACGCUGGCUGCAAGUGAGCCAGAUGUUGACAGACGGGCGUAUGCAGUGUGGGUGUCUGAGAUCAUGCUCCAGCAGACACAGGUGGCUACAGUGAUCGACUACUACAACCGCUGGAUGCAGAAAUGGCCAACGCUGCAGGCUCUGGCGGAGGCGUCCCUGGAGGAGGUGAAUGAGCUGUGGGCAGGACUCGGCUACUACUCACGAGGGAAGCGUCUGCAGGAGGCGGCGAGGAAGGUUGUGUCCGAGCUGGCUGGCAGGAUGCCCAGGACGGCUGAGGACCUGCAGAAACUUCUGCCGGGAGUGGGCAGAUACACAGCGGGAGCCAUUGCUUCCAUCUCAUAUGGGCAGGCUACAGGUGUUGUGGAUGGGAACGUGAUCCGUGUCCUGUGCCGCCUGCGGUGCAUCGGUGCCGACUCCAGCAACCCGGCGGUCAUCGACCGGCUCUGGGACAUGGCCAACGCCCUGGUAGACAGGAGCCGCCCGGGGGAUUUUAACCAAGCCCUGAUGGAGCUGGGGGCUACUGUGUGCGUGCCCAAGGCCCCGCUGUGUGAGCAGUGCCCCGUGAAGCAGCACUGCCGAGCACGGCGCAGGGUGGAGAAGGAGCUGGCCUUGGCCUCCCAGAGGCUGCUUGGGACCUGCCUCCCGGUGCCUGAUGUCGAGGACUGCAGUGUUGGGGGUUGUCCGUUUUGCCCCCCGGCCACGGAGCCGUGGGACAGCAGCCUGGGGGUGACCAACUUCCCCCGGAAAGCAGCAAAGAAGCAGCCGCGGGUGGCGUGGACGGCCACGUGCGUGCUGGAGCGGAGGGGCCGCUGCGGGGCCCUGGAGUACCUCAUCGUGCAGAGACCCAGCUCAGGGCUCCUGGCCGGGCUCUGGGAGUUCCCAAGCCUUCCACUGGCUCUGGGUCUGCAGGAGGAGAAGCAGAGGGAGGCGCUGGCGGAUCAUCUGCGGGCCUGGACAGGGUGGCCUGUCGCAGCAGGAGGCCUGCGGUAUGUUGGAGAGGUCAUCCACAUCUUCUCCCACAUCCAUCAGACGUAUGUGGUCUACUCCCUACCCAUGGAUGGGGAUGUGACCCUUGACCCAGCGUUGUCCCCAUCCCGCUGGGUGACGGAGGAGGAGUUCCAUGCCUCGGCUGUGUCCACGGCCAUGAAGAAGGUGUUGAAAGCGUGCAAGAAGCAGUGUGGGGAGCAGAACGGCUUUGGCAAGGGCUCCAAGAGGAAGCGGGGGGCGAAGCCAGGGGGAGCCAGUAGCUGCCCCACUGGGACACAGCUCUCCCUCCACGCCUUCCUCCGGGCACCGAGCCCCCAGUGAUGGCACCUUCGGCUGCUGAGACCGCUGGAGAGCUGCGCUGUGGUGAGUCCUGCCCAGGGCAUGGGGAUGGGGACGGCAUCUCCCACAUCACUCCAGCACUGGCCUAAGGCUCACAGGAGGGUGCAGACCCCACGAUGGCCUCCUGCUCCUCUUUCCAGCCUCAAUGCCAUCAGUACGGACCUCCGCCUCCCCCAGCUCAGCCACGGAAACGCACCUGCCUCCCCAUGGGCCUCUAAAUGGCCAGCGUGGUCCUAAGGUCAACACUAUCCAGAGCUGGGCUCUCCUUUCCUGCUCAGCUCGCAGGAGAGAGUGAGAUUGCUGAGUAUGGCUGGUGCCCUGGCCUGGGUCUUUCAGCCCGCUGUGGCCACUGCUCCUGGCGCUGCUGCCUGGCGGUAGCAGAGGUCUCUGGCGGUGGGAAGGGUGCCGCUGCAUCUGCCACUGCCUUAUCUUCUCCAGGAGCUGUCUUCUCCUGCUGCAGUGUCCAGGUGCUUGCCUGCAACUUGGCCACCAGCCAGCAACUGGGGAUGCUGCUGUACCCAUCAUGGGCUCCGAAGGCCCCUUUUAUACUUGCUUUUAUUGAAUCUGAGCCACAAGCUUUCUAAUAAAUCUCCUAAAGUUUUUUUAA